Messenger RNA from Nicotiana attenuata, 1320 nucleotides. RefSeq lists its product as uncharacterized. The transcript is spliced from 5 exons. The record is from RefSeq and is a predicted model, not a curated record. Gene Ontology annotation, biological process: nuclear DNA replication. Bases 299 to 859 code for a protein of 186 amino acids. Gene Ontology annotation, cellular component: nucleus. Lineage: Eukaryota; Viridiplantae; Streptophyta; Magnoliopsida; Solanales; Solanaceae.
UAUCGCCCAUACCCGGCCCGCUGCCGUCAGCCCCAACAGUUGUGAGGGAAAUUGAAAUCGUUAAAAUCCCCCAGAAUUCCCCUCUCCCCCUUUUUAUUUUCCCACUUCACUUCUCCUCUUCCCCAAAAUUCCCCCCUGCCCCGCCGGAAACAUCACUUCUACGUGGCUCAGCCUCUCUCUGAAAGCCGCAGAUUUCCCUCUUAUUGGAUUUAGGGCAAUCACUGAUGAUUCGGAACUUGUACGAUUCUUAGUUUUUGAUUAAAUCUCAGAAGCUAUUUGUUAGUUAAAGUUAGAGAAGAUGGCGAAGGUUGCUGCUGCGGGUCCCGUACAUCCAUCAAAUGCACUUAAGUUUGGUGGUGGUGGUGGUUCUAAGGUCACUGCCACCACAGUGAAACGUAAAACUCCAUCUGAGUUACGCGAAAGUUUUCCAGCAGAGCAAAGUGGUAGUAUUAAAAAAUCUUCUGUGCCUUCAGCAUUUCCUGCUGAGAAUCAACAGCAAUUGAAAUGCCCAGAAUCCUUUCUUCCUUCAACUGUAAGUGGAAAAUAUUGUGCAACCAAAACUUGUAGCACAAGUCAAAGGUGCAAUGAAAAUACCUUCCGCAGCGUCACUGAGCUGUCACUGGGUGGUGUAGAUGCACAUGGCUUGUCUACUAUUGAUAUGGAUAAAGCCGUAAGAGGACUUGCUACUCAUGAGCAUCAAGUUGCUUUUGCUAAAAUUGCUGAAUCCUCUGAACUAGAUGGUGGUUCAAGGUCAAAAAUUUUCUCCUUAGAACUCCAUGUCCCAUGUAAGAUGACCCCGCUGGAUUUGACGAUGAAAACUAAUAUACGAGUUGUGUCUGCAUCUUCUAUCAACUGGUGAGUGAUGACUUGAUUGAUUUUGUUAUAUAAUGAGUCAUUUUAAUAUCGACGCAUGUGGAAAUACCCGCAGUCCCGCACUAUUUGGAUCUGGAGUUAUAGAGCUUGUUUAUGAUAUUGCUCCAAGUGUUUUAGGUUUAUAAUGCAGUAUCUGAUGUAUACAAUUUCUUUCCUGAGAGUUACAAGUUCUCUUAAGUUAUCACAUGCCAAAGUAAUACUUGAUGGCAUGCCACUUAACUAAACCAAGUGGCAUAACCAUUUGACAAGUGAGAGAUGUACAUAACAUUUAUCUUCUUUUGACUGCAAGAUGAUGGACUGCUAUUUUAGGGUCCAAGCCAGGCAUUUCUUUGUAAAUCCAAGCGAAGACAUCCCUGAACUACUCAAUACAAGUGCUUUCUUCAUCAACUUCUAGUAAAUCACUUAGGUAGGUGGGUCUUGGUUCUUCAUCGGUGCCAAGGUUAACUU